CACGCGACUUCCAUCCGGGCUUCUGUUGAUAGGGACAUAAGCAAAGAGAGCGACCACGGCGUCGGAGAAUAGGGAUUUUCCCCUGAAUAUAUUUACAUCAUAGUAUUUCUCCCACAUGGUGUAACACCAAGCCGACUGUCCUGUAAUUUUCUCUCAAGAUUUGUGAAGCAUUACAUCAUAGUCUGAUUUGUCCAGACUCGAGAGUGAUUCCCUCCUCUUGGGAGCCUAGAAUGUCCGACUCCAAAGAUGAGAAGGGGGAGGAGGAGAAGACUUAUGGGGGAUGUGAGGGUCCUGACGCCAUGUAUGUCAAACUGGUGUCAUCUGACGGCCAUGAAUUCAUUGUGAAACGGGAACAUGCACUAACAUCUGGUACUAUCAAGGCCAUGCUAAGUGGGCCAGGUCAGUUUGCUGAGAAUGAGACAAAUGAAAUUAAUUUCAGGGAAAUACCGUCACAUGUACUGCAGAAGGUUUGCAUGUAUUUUACCUACAAAGUGAGAUACACUAACAGUUCCACAGAGAUCCCAGAAUUUCCUAUCGCACCCGAGAUCGCUUUAGAGUUACUGAUGGCGGCAAAUUUCCUGGAUUGUUAAAUGACUCACGCUUUAUUUGUAAAUUGGAAAUUAAUAUUUGAGGAUUCUCGUAUAUAAUGAUGAUUCAGUAACAGUAAUCUGCACUUGGGAUAACAGCUGUGCACAUUAUGAUUGAGCAAACAAAUCCAACCUGCUGUUGUGACCAUCUCCAAUAUUUGUUUAUUGUGGUUAUUUCGGAAUGGUAAGGAUGUGUAUUCAAAAGUUGUAAUAUCAAAAGAACUGAGAAUACAAACAGAGACAAAGACAACCCCAGAUCUGAUGCAAGCUUGAAGAAUGAACUGUAUGUUGGUAUUGUUUGCAUGUGAGAUGUAUUUAUCAUCCUCUUUGUCUGCAAGUGACCUAUAGUUUAAUACACAAGAUAACUGAAAAGUAUAAGUACCUUUUUUUUACCCUUCUUAAUUAUUCUUUGUGAAUGUUGUUACUAUUUAUUAUUAAAUAUUGUGAUAUUUCAUCACAUUAUGUAUACGUGCAUCAGGUGUAAACAAAUAGAAGUACACAUUUCAAUUCCAGCAAGUCGUGUCUGUACCUACUUUUCACAAUAACUAUCAACGAUUUCCUUACAAGAGGGAGAUUCUUCAUUGUUCAAUUUCAGAUCACGAGAUCUGUUUUGGAAUAACACAUGCAAAAAUAAGGGUAAUUGUUUUUUCCCCCAGGAAGUAUUGCACACUGUUUUGAUUUCACUUCAUUGCAUUACUUAUUUAUGUAGAACAAAAAUGUAUAGCAAUAUAACUAAGUAUGUGUAUAUAGCUGAUGCUUUGUGAUAUUCAAGUGAGUAGGCAGGUCUGUGUACGUUUAGAAAGAAAUAUGUAAACCUCAACAUUCAUUAAAGUUCUAUCCAUUUUAUUGAA
This is a messenger RNA of Mizuhopecten yessoensis (Yesso scallop), 1438 nucleotides long. RefSeq names its product elongin-C. The record is from RefSeq and is a predicted model, not a curated record. The coding region runs from base 231 to 590 and encodes 119 amino acids. The transcript is spliced from 5 exons. Gene Ontology annotation, biological process: ubiquitin-dependent protein catabolic process. Gene Ontology annotation, cellular component: elongin complex. Lineage: Eukaryota; Metazoa; Mollusca; Bivalvia; Pectinida; Pectinidae. Gene Ontology annotation, molecular function: protein-macromolecule adaptor activity.